UUCAAGGAUACAGAGGUAAAUUAUAUGUGAACGAAUAUUAAAUAGAGCGAUACAAAUCCUUAAAAGCAAAAAAAAAUUAUGUUACAGGAUCUCAUCCAAUCUGUUAUUGAUGGAUAUAACGUAUGUUUGUUCGCUUACGGUCAGACGGGUUCGGGAAAAACCUACACGUUAAUCGGGAAUAAAGACGACCCCGGUUUAGCGAUUCGUUCUUUUUAUAAAGUUUUCGACCUGAUUAACGAAAACAAUGCCAAACAAGAGUUUUCCGUGUCUUCUUCGAUUUUCGAAUUAUACAACGAUACGAUCGUUGACCUUUUAAAAAAUGGAAAUUCGGAGGAAAAGUUAGAAAUUAAGAAAUUAUCCAACGGUCAAGUUUAUGUUCAGGGUGCAAGUGUCGUUAAAGUGUCUGACGCCAAUCAAUUAGUGUCGUUGUUUUAUGACGCCUGUAAUAAUCGUCACACAGCAUCGACAAAGAUGAACCCCAACAGUUCCAGAUCUCAUCUCAUAGUUAGCUUAAAUAUAGAAGGUAACAAUAAAUUAACCGGAGCCUUCUUUAAAGGAAAGUUUAGCAUGAUUGAUUUGGCUGGAAGUGAAAGGGUAGGAAAAUCUGCAGCUAUAGCUAAUCAGUUAAAGGAGGCCAACUGCAUUAACAAGUCACUAUCGGCUCUGGCUGACGUCAUCGCGGCUUUAGUAAUGGAUCAAUCGUAUAUACCAUACAGAAACAAUAAAUUAACUCAAUUGAUGCAGGAUUCGAUCGGUGGUAAUUCGAAAACUUUGAUGUUUGUCAACGUCUCGCCCGCCGAAUGUAAUCUGGACGAAACUCUGAGUUCAUUGGUUUACGCAUCCAGAGUGAAACAAGUCAGCAACGACAUUCUUCGUGUACAAAUCAAACCAAAGAAAUCUAAAUCGUAAUACUUUAAGGCCUUGCAGAAUUAUGCUUCUAACAGACAGAAAUGUUUUCGAUGGUUCUGUGAAACAUUUUAAAAUGGUUUCUAGAAGAAACACUAAUGGCAUUGUCUUCCGUCUACUCGUUCGAACUGUGUGUAAAUAUAUUGAUGUACUGUACGUUAAUUUAUUUAUCAGUAUUAUUAUUAUUAUUUAUAAGUUAUCUUUACUCUUAAACGUGCCAAAAUCUUAUUAUUUUAGGCUAAACUUAUGCCAAAUUUUAUAACGAUGUAACAAUUAAAUUGGUAUUUGUAACAAUAAUAAGAGAGACUAAUACAAUUUAUAUCGAUUUGAUUUAUUUUCCUUACAAAAAAGUUACUGUACAUGUUCAAAGCAACAGUUUAGACUGGGAGGAGGAACGUAUAUACCAACCACCCUCGCAAUUUUAUUACAAGGAUUACAGCUGUAUUAUG
Molecule: messenger RNA, 1355 nt
Organism: Centruroides sculpturatus (bark scorpion)
Lineage: Eukaryota; Metazoa; Arthropoda; Arachnida; Scorpiones; Buthidae
Product: kinesin-like protein KIN-14I
Exons: 7
Coding region: 79-909 (276 amino acids)
Biological process (GO): microtubule-based movement
Molecular function (GO): microtubule binding; microtubule motor activity; ATP binding
Source: RefSeq, a predicted model, not a curated record